UUAAUCCUGCGCCGCCGCGCGAUCGACCGCGCGCGAUGUCGCCGCGCUGUAUAUAUGCAGUGCGGGGCCUCACUGACGGGCGCGCGUCCAGCUUGGAGCCCACCCUGGACGAGCUGAGCCAACAUGCAAGACAUCAACGGACCGAGGGCCUCCGCCGUACAACGCGCGUGGCUAAUCGACGAGAUCGUCCGCAACAUCCUCGCGCACGUCCCGCUCGUCGGGAGCUCGAAGACACUCGCGAACUGCGCACGCGUAUCAACCGCGCUCAGCGAUCCUGCGCUGGACAUGCUCUGGAGCAGGAUGACUGGGCUCACUCCCCUCUGCCAGCUGCUCGACGAGUCCUCCGCAGACGAAAACACCAGCCAUAUUUCCACCACGAUCCCGCACAAUGCCAUCGACGACGCCGGCUGGUCGCGCUUCACGCACUACGCGCGGCGCGUCCGCAAGCUGCACUACCACUGUCGUGAGGGCCCCUCAGAACGGCUCAGCCAACGCACCUUCGCCGCGCUCGUGCGCCGCGCCUCCCGCGCAGGCUCCCCCCUUCUCCCGCGCCUCGAGGAGCUCUCGUGGCUCCAUUGCGCGCGGGACAUCACGCCCUACCUCCACUUCCUGUCGCCCUCCCUCCGCCGAGUGACCGUGUACGUCCAGGUCGGCGGCUCCGAUCCCGCUCCCCCUCCGCUUCCUUCGCCACUCGACCCCCAGCAGCAGCAGCAGAACCCCAGCAGCGGGUUCUUGAGCCUGCUCGACGCGCAGUCCCCGCAGGUGGAGGAGCUCUCGCUGGAGGGCAUCGCGCUCCCGGCGUCGCUCGAGCCGCUGCUGGCGUUCCGCCGGCUGCGCAGCCUGCGCCUGGGCACCGUGGCGUGCCCCGUGGCCGUCGUCGUGUCGUACUGCGGCGCGAUGCCGACCCUGGCUUCCCUGUCUGUCGACCUCAGCUGUUCUCCCGCUGCUUCUGCUGCUUCGCCCGCGCAUGACCACCCGGACGCGGGCGCGGGCGAGCCUGCCCUGCGCGCGCUGGAAGACAUGCGCGUCGCGGGCGCUCCGUCGCUGAUCGAGGAGCUCCUCCGUUCUGUUCCUCCCGGGGCGCUGCGUUCCGCCAAGUUGUCGGUCCUCGUGCCCGGGUACGACCAGGAUGGGGGCGCGCGCUGCAUAGGCGUGCUCAGUACACGCUUCACGACGUCGUUACAGAGGAUCCGGGUGCACUACAGACACGCUACAGAUCGUCUUCCGCACACCACACCCCUCUUCGCGCGGGCAGUCCAGCCGCUUCUGGCUAUCCGGGGCCUGCGCGAGUGUACACUCGCCUUCGAGGACCCCACGCCAGCUGCGAUUACAGACGCGGACGUGCGCGAGAUGGCGGAGGCGUGGCCCGCGCUAUCCUUGCUCGAUGUUGCACUCUGCCGGAAUCCUUAUCUUGUGGUGGUUCACUACUCCGGCUUCUCUACUUGGAAUAGCCUAAACAAGAUGAGCUUUGCGCCUAAAGAAGCGUCGCCAGAACCCCCGCUGAACGGCGCGUCGGCCAACAACUUGACGCUCUGGCAGCACGGCCCUGGCUCUGGAUCUGAGGGCAUACAGUCCCCCAAGCCGUCUCCAAUGUCGCAGCUCAAUGAAGAUGUGUUCGCGCAUUUUGUUGCGGAGUUGUUACAUUCUGGAGCCAGUGGCUUUGAGUCCCUAAAGCACCUCUCUCUGUGUUGUUGGCACUUUCGCUACCUCUCUCUCCCUGCUCUCUUCUCAAGAUGCGCGAUCAUGAACUCCAAGAAAAGGGGAAACGAAUUUGAUGCCCCUCCUCUCGCUAUACGGUCGCAUGUGCGGCAUCUCACUUAUCAUUGGGGGCAGUACUUCACACAAUACAUUGACGGCCGUCGACCGAAGAUCGUAAUUGAGUUUGGGAAAGCCCUACGAUAUUUACCCUUGGUCCGAUCAGUCUCUUUCACCGGCGCAGGAAUGGGCAUUCCUUGGAAAGCCUUGAAGACUUGUCUCAGUUUCCCUCAAGUCAAGGCGAUCGAGUUCACGGAGUCAUCCCCGUUCACCUUCGUAUCUCCCUUCCCGACAGACGCUAACUCAGCAUGCUCCGGCCUUGAAGAGUUGUCCUAUGCCACGCCCCUAACACCUCAGCUACACUACAUGCUGGAGCGGCAGACGACAUUGGGAAAGAUAUGCACGUUGGAGAGGGCUUGUCUGUCGUCCAUGGUCCUGGGGAUGAACUCGGCGGCGGCGCGAUCGCUAGUGUUGCCCAUGAAGACGGCACCGCUUGGCGGCAUGGCAAAACUCGACUGGCCAGCCCUACAGAGCCUUACACUUCGAGGGUCGUUCCGCACCGAUGCUGAUCUCUGGAACGCGGAGUACCUACCAUCCCUGUUCCGCCGCACGCCAUAUCUUCGACGCCUCAACAUCACCGCGGCCCUUCCUACCACUACUAGCAUCCGAUGUUCGGUGCUCGGUUGCAAGGCGCCUCCAGUCGUAGGACUGGAAGGCCUGCGAAGCCUUACCAUCGCGUACCCCGAUCCCAAUGAUGCCAUCUUCUCGACCCCAUUCUCUGGCCUCACCAAUCUGUCGCUCCGUGACUGGCCCCGCCACUAUGACAUUGUAUCCCAUAAAUACUACUAUGAUUCUUGGCGAUCACCCAUCCUUUCCUCCAUGGAAACCCUUUCCAUUCUGAGCCGGCUUCGGGUCCCCAGCCUUUUAACGCUAGAGCUUGUUUAUUCCGCAGACGGAGCGGAUGACGACCUGCUCACACUCAUCACUCGAUCCUUCCCGAAGUUGCGCCAUCUCGAACUCCAUCGGUAUCGCCAGUCGUCAGGCGAAGCUGUGGAUUAUGACUGGCCCCGCCACUACCAAAAACGCGGCCCUUGGCGAUCUCCCAUCCUUUCCGCCACUCAAGCCCUGUCCAUCUUGCGGCGUCUCCGCACGCCUGGUCUUACGACCUUAGAGCUCGUCUACCGUGCGGACGAAGCAGACGACGAGCUGCUCGCCUUCAUCCCUCGGGCAUUCGCGAAACUGCAACAUCUAGAGCUCCAUCGAUACCGCCGGUCCACGCAUGAGGUCGUCGAUCACCGCCACAUCGCGCACACCCUUUCGGCGGCCCCGUCGCUCCUCCGGCUGCGCAUGCACCUCGACUUCACAGACGACCCCGGAGAGUACGUCGAUCACCUCGGCACCGUCUCGGACGAAGAACGCGAUUACAGCAGGUACGAGACGUGGCGCGUGCAGCUGGCAGACUUGGGGUGGGAUGUCCUGGACGCCAUGGACGUGUGCUCCCCGCUCGAAGGCGUCGCUCUAUUGGAUCGUGUAUGGCAGAAGGCCGCGUGGGUUUGGUUUCUGCGCGGGCGCUGGAAGGACCCUCGCGCGCCCGUUCGCGACUUUUCCGACGGGAACUGUGACAUACUGCCCUCGGCGCUUCCCGCGAAGAUGGGGGGUAGGUUGAUGGCCUACUAG
Messenger RNA from Trametes versicolor FP-101664 SS1, 3432 nucleotides. RefSeq lists its product as uncharacterized. Gene Ontology annotation, cellular component: SCF ubiquitin ligase complex. Bases 124 to 3432 code for a protein of 1102 amino acids. Gene Ontology annotation, biological process: SCF-dependent proteasomal ubiquitin-dependent protein catabolic process. NCBI's taxonomy places the organism in Eukaryota, Fungi, Basidiomycota, Agaricomycetes, Polyporales, Polyporaceae. The record is from RefSeq and is a predicted model, not a curated record. The transcript is spliced from 9 exons.